UAAAACAAACAAACGUGUCAUAUACGCUCUCUCUUCUCGAGGAAUCAAAAUAUGGAACAGAGCAUAAACCCUUAAGUGUAGAGAGAGAGAGAGAGAGAGAGAGAGAGAGAUGGCGAGAGGAAAACAAGAUCAUCAAAACAAGGCUGGGGCAUUCUUCAUGGCCACACUGGUCAUGUGGUCCGUCUCUGUAUUCUUCGAAAUACUUUUCAAUAGGCGAACAGAGCUCGUCACAGUCCUUGCUGGUUUUUGCUUCUUCCAAUCGGCCAACUGGGUCAUCCGUAAUUGGAUCUCGCGUGACCCCCUCUUCGUCAAUACUUGUGUCUCUCUCCUCCAUUCCUCCGUUACCUCUGCUUCAGUGGUUUUCAUUCUGGCCAAUCAGUGGAUGAGAAAUGGUUUGUAUCCGAUGUUUGAGCACUCGCAGUUGGUUGGGGAUACUUGGCCGUUGGCAUAUCAAGCUUUGUGCUUUUCAUGUGGAUACUUUGCAUAUGAUCAGUUGGAUAUGUUGCAUUAUGGAUUAUACCAUGGUUGGAUUCCUUCAAUCCUAGUGCAUCAUCUAAUACUCCUUGUUUGCUUUACUCUUGCGUUAUUUCGAAAUUUCACAAUCAACUACCUUAUUCUCACUCUCAUUUGUGAGGUGCAUUCUAUCUUUCUGCACGCGAGGAAAGUGAGACGGAUGGCUGGUGUACGUGAUGCCAAGAGCAAAAUCGUGGAGGCAGAAUGGGUUCUUAACUGGGCCGCCUUUAUUUUCGCAAGGUUGAUAUCUCAUGUUCUUAUCACUGCCAAGUUGAUCAAAGAUGCUCACAAGUUUGAAAGGGGUGUGGCGCUCCCACUCGCUCUGUUUGGGAUGGCUGGAAUGAAUUUGCUUAAUAUUUAUCUUGGCAUUGAUCUAUUCAAUGCAUACAGGAAAGAGAAAAAUCCCCAGCAGAGUAAUGGUAAUCAUCAUGGUGACUGAUUAAGCGCUGAAGUAAAUCUCAUCCAUUCUAAAAUUUCAUCCCUUUUAUCAUUAUUUUGUUCUUACAGGGACUUGGGAAAGCAUAUAUAUCUUCUACAAAAGGAAUUGAAUAUGUAAAUUGUGUUUGUUGUAAAUCAAAAAAUUAUUUACCACAUUUCAGAGAACUUAAACAUAGAUGGCUAGAAUGAAUUUGCUUAAUAUUUUUCUUAGCAUUGACCUUUUCAAUGGUUACAGGAGUACCGUGAUAAUUAUCAUGACCGA
Molecule: messenger RNA, 1213 nt
Organism: Cornus florida
Lineage: Eukaryota; Viridiplantae; Streptophyta; Magnoliopsida; Cornales; Cornaceae
Exons: 3
Coding region: 110-952 (280 amino acids)
Biological process (GO): plasma membrane organization; membrane assembly; regulation of membrane lipid distribution
Cellular component (GO): plasma membrane
Source: RefSeq, a predicted model, not a curated record